AUGCCUGUCCGUAUACGCCUGUCUAUGCAUGGCCGUCGACAUAACCGUAUCUUCCAUCUCGUCGCCAUAGACCAGCGCAAGCGCCGUGAUGCAAAGCCCACGGAAUUACUGGGGAUCUACAAUCCAGCCUUGAAGCUUGGAGAGUCCCACAAAUCCAUCGAAUGGAGCGUGGACCGAAUUAAAUAUUGGUUGGGAGUAGGGGCUUUACCCAGUAAGCCAGUCGUGCGGUUAUUGGAAUGGGGAGGUGUAAUACCACCAGACUCAAAAUACCACCCUAAAGCAUUAGGCCCACCGAAUCUCGCACCGACUGAUCCUCAAAGAGAUAUUCCUCCAGAACCAUCAGCGCCGCAACCCCCGACGACAUCCGUUUCAUAG
This is a messenger RNA of Serpula lacrymans var. lacrymans S7.9, 375 nucleotides long. RefSeq lists its product as uncharacterized. NCBI's taxonomy places the organism in Eukaryota, Fungi, Basidiomycota, Agaricomycetes, Boletales, Serpulaceae. The transcript has 2 exons. Gene Ontology annotation, molecular function: structural constituent of ribosome. Gene Ontology annotation, cellular component: ribosome; mitochondrial small ribosomal subunit. Bases 1 to 375 code for a protein of 124 amino acids. The record is from RefSeq and is a predicted model, not a curated record. Gene Ontology annotation, biological process: mitochondrial translation.